Mucor mucedo is the source of this 1684-nucleotide messenger RNA. RefSeq lists its product as uncharacterized. NCBI's taxonomy places the organism in Eukaryota, Fungi, Mucoromycota, Mucoromycetes, Mucorales, Mucoraceae. The annotation marks the transcript as partial. The transcript is spliced from 3 exons. The record is from RefSeq and is a predicted model, not a curated record.
CAGAAGAAGUUUUGCUAAUCAUAUUCAAUUCCAAUGAUAAUACAUCCUUCUUUGAAGACAGAAAAUUGCUAGAAAAAAAGGAUAUUUUUCAAUGUGAACUUGUCUGCAGAAAUUGGAAAUUGCCUGCACAAAGAACCAACUACAAAUCCUUGACUGUGAGUAGCCGUGAUACCAAAAACUUAAUAAACGCCCUUUACUCUACCUUGAUCUCCAUUAGCAGCGCAUCGAAAUGGAAAGGGCUAAAAAACUUUGAAUUCCCAAACAAUGAUUCAGAUCUUGGAAUGUACGCAUCUUGUGUUCAAAACUACCAGAGAAGUUUAGAACGCCUUUUGGUUUGUGACAAGAUCCAGCUCAUCCAUGCAAACGAGGGUGGCAUUAACAACGAACUUUAUUUCAGUCUACUUAAAGAACUCGGACAAUUUUCAAAGCUCAAAGAGUUAGUUAUCAAACGACAUGCUAAUGACUGUUUAGAAUCAUUUGACAAGAUCAUCGAAAAGUGCCAAAACUUGAGAAAAUUGGAUAUUGGAAUCUACCCCGAAUUUGACAAUAGAAUAACAACCUCUGAAACAGACCUGUCUCGGAUUAAACCUCGGCCAGAUAUUAAAACACUUGACGGAUUGUUUGUGAUACAAGAUGAUAGCACCCUAAUAUACAUUAUGCAUAAAUUUCCCUGCCUGCAGGAAUUAAAUGACGGAUUGCAUAUGACAGUACCCAGAAUAACUGCCAAUAUUUUGACCAAAUUUAUAUCUUUCAUGACUCCAAUUUCUUCCUGUGCUAUAUCCAUUUGUAUCAAAAUACCUCUUGUUGUCGAUGCCCUUGAGGAAUAUACAAGAGUUAUGUCCAGCAAGCUAUUCGGGUUUUUAUCCAUUAGUUACUCGUACGAUAGUAUCAUAGAUCCACUGUUAGAGCAACAUGCAAAGCUGACCAUGCACCGUACAACAGGCUAUAAAAAAAAUCAAGACCACGAAUUCUUUAUCGACUAUAGUUCUAUUGCGGACACAUUGCCUCAUCUGAGUAUCAUAGAAAAAACUGGGAGCUCGCUGGCCGAACUUACAUAUCGUAUGAAUUUUGACCGUGUGUCCAAAGAAACUCAUAGAAAAGCUUACGAUAUGAUCUAUGGACAUUUUUUGGACCACAUAUUUAGUCACUGCUCCAGUCUAAGAAAGCUUAGGCUAAGCAGUACCAAAAUUCUGGAAUGUAACCCGAUCCUAUCCUUAAAUAAUUCAAUGUCACAUUUGAUUCUUUUAAACUGCUAUAUUGGUAAAAACGUGCUUUCUCAACUCUCAGACCGUAUUACUUCCUUGAAACAUAUGGUUAUUGUUCGCUGUAAAGUGGAAAACCCUCACAAUGGCGUCAACACUCGGUAUUAUCAUGUCGACAUGCUCAACACCACAUUUGACACCAUUCGAAUCAAGUCUGAACAUUCCAUAUAUCUCAUUGCUGUAAAGUUAAACCGAGGAAGUCAUGACGAAUACUACAAACUGAUCUUUGACCCUACAACACAUAAUUAUCAUACGGCUGUGAAAUCAACACGAUUUGCAUAUGAACUCAUGUCUGACUAUGAAAAAAAUAUGAAGGUGUCUGUUCGAUGUAAGGGCAUAAAGAAAAUCCAGCUCUUUAUGAAUGCUUGUGUUCAUGAGAGUGAAGUUGCUUUUGGUGAAAUAAUUCUAGAAUAAAUAGUGUC